Eriocheir sinensis (Chinese mitten crab) is the source of this 5478-nucleotide messenger RNA. Its product is annotated as golgin subfamily A member 6-like protein 22. Lineage: Eukaryota; Metazoa; Arthropoda; Malacostraca; Decapoda; Varunidae. The transcript has 2 exons. The record is from RefSeq and is a predicted model, not a curated record. The coding region runs from base 106 to 3294 and encodes 1062 amino acids.
UCUCAAGGCACAUAGGCGCGGGGGAUUGUUUGCGUCUCUGCUCCACCUCUCGGUUUUCUCUUGUUGGCGUUGGGUAGACAUUAUUACCUCGGGAACUUCAACAAAAUGCGGCGGAAGGGCAGACCCAAGAGGCAGAAGCAGGGCAAGAGCACCACAGGGCGGCGUCCAGGGCGGCCUGGGCGGCCAAAGAAGCGAGCGGACCCCUAUGAGGAGGAGUCCCCCACACCCACCCCAAAGCCUGGGGCCUCCAAGCGUGUGGUGAAGACCCUGCCGCCCCCCGAGGACCCACUGCUGACCAAGAAGGAGAAGGGCGUGGUGUCGACGGUGCUGGUGGUGGACGAUGGCAUGUCCGAGGGCCUUCACAUGACCACCAGCCAGGUGACAGCGCUGGGGUCCCUGGUGUGCUGCCGGGAGUGUGGGGAGACAGUGAGAAUCGGCGUGCGGCCCACCACCAAGGGCAUGAUCUCGGAGUUCACGGUGGCGUGCACCGUCUGCGAGGACACCAAGUCCACCAACACCCCCAACCUGGUGCGAGAGCGGAAGAGGAAGCGUGAGAAGAAGGACGCGGUGCUGCAGAAGACGGAGAACAUCAACUACGCGCACGUGGCCGCCUUCCUGGACAACGGCCUGGGCUACAGCGGGCUGAGGCAUUACUGCAAGUACUUCAACGCGCGGUGCCUGAACGAGGCCACCUUCAUUGUGUAUGCCCGCCAGGUGAUCAGCGACGUGGUAUCGGACACGGAGGACAGCCUGCAGUACAGCGCCAGCAUUGUGCGCGAGGUGUUCAAGAGCCAGCUGGAAACGGACGGGCUGGUGGACAUCACCGUGGGCUUCACCACCACCUACCACCAGUGGGGCAGCGACUUCUGCCUGGUGGCCGGCGCCGUCAUCGAGCUCACCACUGGCCUCGUGCUGGACUACGAUGUGGCCAACAUGUACUGCCAUGUCUGCAAAAUCAACGCAAAGAAGAUUGUCUCCAUGUCCCCGGCAGAGAUGACGGACUGGUUCAACAAGCACCAGGACACGUGUGAGAUCCGGGAGUGGUGCGACGAGCUGGACCACGACGCGGAGGAGGGCGUGCGGGAGAUUGAGCCAAAGUACCUGGAGUGCUUCAUCGCCAAGAAGAUCUGGUCGCGCUCCAUCGACAAGUUCGGCUUCCGCUACACCACGCUGAUCCACGAGAGCGACGAGAAAAUCCACGAGGAACUGUCGCGUGUCGGCAUCUACGAGGAUGUGCCAAUCCUCAUUGACACCGCCACCUCCUGCUUCAGCCGGCGGAAGAGUGAACACGCGCGCACCUCCUUCCAGACCAAGCUGAAGGCCAAGUGUCCGCGGGAGAGAGUCCAGACCAAAGACCGCAUCCUCUACGUCUAUGCCAUGUCCAUCCCGGAGUACAACAAGUUCGCCAUCUCCUCGAACAUCAAACUCCGACAGCUAGUGAAGCAGAUGGAGGGCGGGGACGCAGAGGAGGCCCAGGACAUGAUGGAGGGCGCUGAGCAGGUGGAAGGGAUGCCGAACCAGCUACAACUGCACGAAGUAAAAGCCAUCAAACAGCUGGUGGCGGAGAAUGGGGAGGAGGAGGAGGAGGAGGAGGAAGGGGAGAAGAGAGUGAGGGAGAUUAUGCUGGACGAGGAGAGAAAGCUGGAGGAGGGAGGACAAGGCCAAGAGGUGGAUGACCCUGAGGAAGAGGAGGAGGAGGAGUAUGAGGAAGGCAUGGAGCAAGGGGAGGAUGAGGAGGAGCUGAUGGAGGUGGAAGCGGCAUUAGCACAGCAGCGGGCGGAGGAGGAGGAGCGAAGAAGACUGGAGGAUGAGUGGAAGGAUGGGGAGGAGGACGAGGAGGAGGAGGAGGAAACCCUACAGAAGAUAAGGAAGGAGGUGGAGAGAGGCGGAAGAGUGCAGCGGGAGAGGAUCGAAGAAAUUCCCUUGGCAAUGCAGAUCAAGGAGGAGAAUAAACUACAAAUUAAAGAAGAGCUAAUGGCAGGAACGCACAUGGAGGAAGAUGAGGAGGAGGAGGAGGAGGAGGAGGAAGAAGAGGAGGGUGUGGAGGGAGAUGACCAGCUAGUAGAAGAGAGGGAGGAAGAGGAAGAGUUGGAGGAGGGAGAGUAUGAUGAAGAUGAAGAAGACCUCGAACAGCUUAGACUUGAUGAUGAAGAGGAAGAGGAGGAGGAGGAGGUGGAGGAGGGGGAAAUCGUGCAAGUAGAGGAAGUGGAGAAACAGAUACAGGAAGAGGAGGAAGAGGAAGAGGAGGAGGAGGAGGAGGAGGAGAUGGAGGAGGAAGAACCACCACCACCACCACCACCACCACAAAAGCAGAUUAAGAAGCAGGAGGAGGAAGCAGGAAGCAGAACAGAGGAAAAAGCCAAAGUUGUCAAGCAGGUCGACUUGAGACAAAUAAGAAAAGAAGCAGUAACAAAGAGUCAGCAGGAGGAGGUAAGCAGAAAGAGGAAGCAGGAGGAGGAGGAGGAGGGAGGUACUGCGAAGAGGAGCAAGCAGGAGGAGAAGGAGGAGGAGGAGGGAGGCGCGGCGAAGAGGAGCAAGCAGGAGGAGGCGACAACAAAGAGCACAAAGGAAGCAGAUAAGCAGAGUAGCAAAGAGGCAGAAACUAAGCAGAAGGAGAGCAAGGAAAGUGAGAAAAGGGAGGAAGGAAAGCAGGUGGAGAGGAAAGAAGGACCAAGAGAACAGGCCGAGCAGAAGCAGAGAGCGGAGGACAAGCAGAGACCGAAGGAAGACAGAGGAAAAGAAAGCAGUGAGGAAAAGAAGACAGAGAGGAAGGAGGAAAUACAAAAGCCGGGUAGCAUGAAACCAACCGAGAAAAAGGAUGACAGACCAAAGACCGACAGCAAAAUGAGCGAAGGGAAGGACGUGAGGCUGAAAACUGACGCGAAACCGACACAGGAUAAAAAGGAGGAGAGGAAAGAGACCAAAACCACCAACCUACAGGAGACAAAGAAGAACGAAGGAAAGGAAGCGGAGAAGAGGGAAGUCACAAAACCACAGAAGGAUGACGCCACCAAAACAAGAGUUGAAGUAGUGCAAAAACAGCCGGAGAAAUCGGAGCCAAGCAAGCAGGUGGUGGUCUUGAAGAGGGCAGGGGACGGGGAAGGGAAGACUGUAGUUGUCGUUGCUGCCACUUCACCCACGAAAACAAUAAUAGCAUCGGCAGCAGCAGCAGGGGGCAAGACAGGUGACGCAAGACCCACCACCACCACCACCACCAAAGUCACCACAGGAAACACCACUACCAUCUCCACCACCACCACCUCAACCAACGCCACAGGAACGGACAAAACAUAAAAAACGGCCGCUGAGUGAGAUGUUGCGACUGUUCCGCUGCGAUGCUUUGCCGGAUGUCUGGAAGUGGCCGCAAGAAACACUUCAGCCAGGGACGGAGAAUAUUUUAUGGGUGGGAUGCUGUGUGGGGUCGGCUGCGAUUGGACGUUUCGAAAGCACAGGGUGACAAAACGAAGCAAACACAGCAGCAGCAUCAGCAUCACUCAGUCCGUUUCCGACAAUGCCUUCACCCCUCCCUAAUGCUAAGGUUCAUCACUAUCCAAAACAUUUAUCGAGAGACGGUCGGCGAGUCUUUUUUUAUCUUUCCGUUUCCACUGUGAGUUUAUCAAGCACAAGCUGAACACUACGGCCAGAUUUAGCUUCGUUAGUUGUACAUUGAAGCCAGGAUUUGUUAUAUUCUAUUUACGAAAGAGAGGAACAGAUAUGUAUUACGUUUAUAUUUAAUUUUAGCGUGAGAGGCGACGGGCAAGGGUGCGUGCGUGUGUGUGUGUUUGGCGGCCGUCCUGCUGUCAUGGGGGUGUGGUUAGCUUGCUCGUGUGGCGGUAACAUUCCUACUUGUAUAGAGAGAAUGGUCAGCAGGCAGCAGGCAGGUCAGCAGACACACCCACUAUAGCCCCUCACGGUAACUGCUCUUGAGUCUGCAAACAUCCGCAGAUUUUGGGUGUUAACUUAAAACAGCAAUUUUUUUUUAUUUUUUUUUUUUAUUUUUUUAUUUUUUUUUUUUUUUUUCCCACUCUCGAGACCAUAAAGUGAUAGGCAGCCGUAGCCGUGAGCUGCUGCCGCCAAUGAUGCUUGAACCGCCCUCCGCCGCCUGUCUCCUAGGCCACCAAACACACAUGCACACACACACAUGGCGGAGAUAUGUGCGUGUGCCUAGGGGGUAUCCACAAGGGCUAGCGUGUGUGUGCGUGUGUUACUGUGUGUACAGAAGAGGCCUGUGUGUGUGUGUGUGUGUGUGUGUGUGUGUGUGUGUGUGUGUGUGUGUGUGUGUUCACUGAAGGUGUGUGCAUACGUUCAUGGGCCUUGGAGUGCGCGCGCGUGAGUGUGUGUGUGUGUGUGUGUGUGUGUGUGUGUUGCUAUCUCUAUGCAUGAAACCGGUGUAAGAGUGUGCGUUUGUGCUGUCGUGUGUUUGCGAGGUCAAGGAUGCCAGGAUCAGUAUUUGCAUAUCAAGAAAAAAACUGGGAAUUCGAACAGAGGUAUGGAAACAAUUUUUUAUUAUUUAGUAAAGAUUAAUUAAUAUUAUUCUGACAGGCAUUCAAUUUAUAUACCUCUGCAGAAAUUUUCAGUGUGAUAAUUUUUCUUCCUGAUAUGAAUGUAAAUUGUAAUGGUGGUGUGCGUGACUUAGGGAAUGCAGCAGGACUGAGUGCGCCAAAACAUUUAUUUCUUUACUGUUCAUGUGUGUGUUUGGCGUGAUGAGAGAUGUGGCAGAUGUGCAAUUAUUAAUGUGAGCGUGUAAUGUGUGUGUGCGUGUGUGUGGUGAGGGGGGCAGGCAGGGAGGGUGUCGGGCCUUGCGAUAGUAGGUGUAGAGGCGGUGGUGUGGUCCGUAAACACUGUACAUUACACUCCCCUGUGUAUAGAUUUAUAUACAGUACCUAUCCAUUGUUACUAGUGUUAACCCACCUAUAACAGUACAUGCAGGGAGCUCUCAUUGAAGGCCAGGCUUGUGUUCCGAGAGGCUGCAUCAGGUUAAUAAUACUAAUAACCUUUCAGUUAUUUUAUUUUAUUUUCUUCACCCAUAACACAAAUAGCCAAGGAGUUCAGAUUCCGUUGAUGUGAUAUAAACGGAGUGUAAAGAUUAAUUUAAAUUUUUUACGUUGGUUUUAUUUUAAUCACUAAGGUAAUCAGAACGUGGCUAGCCAAGGUGGUCAGUUUUUAUCGCUGUAAUAAAUACGGAAAGUAAAGAUUAAGUUAAAUAUUUACAUCGUCUGCAUUUUAACACCGUGGUAACCAUUGUUUAGCCAAGGUGUUGUUCUUUCGUUAAUGUAAAAACUCGUAAAGGAAAGAAUGUGAGGGACUUCCAAGUAUUACCCUUUUCUGGAAAUGGUGAGUUUGUUCUCGUGUCCAAUGAGAGCUGCCUGUAGCGUGGGUGAUUGGCAACAGGCCGUCCCCCUCCCCCGAGCCUGGCCUUCACAAUCACCAUACUUGUACAACAGCAGAGUAUCUUUUAGGGAUUAAAGUUUCUUAUGA